Messenger RNA from Coregonus sp. 'balchen', 3809 nucleotides. Lineage: Eukaryota; Metazoa; Chordata; Actinopteri; Salmoniformes; Salmonidae. The record is from the annotation of a GenBank genome assembly.
AUGUCACAGGAGGUGAUAUUUCAUCCCUGUUGGCCAGCCAGCCCAUUCCUGCAGGACCCUGGUGCUAGGCUAUAUCUGUUGUCCACCCGCUGCCCAGCCCUGCCCAGCCCCACAUAAAAGAGAAACCCCCCCCCCCCCAUUGUCUCAGAUCCCUCUGUUGUUUGACAGAGACAGAGAGAGAGAGUACUGUACCCGACCCAACUGUGGUCCACCAGAUUCCAGGUAAUACUCAUUUGGGGUGGGGAUUCUGUGAUUCAGAAUCAAACUUAAGUAUUUAUUAAGUUAAUGACUUAUUUAUUUCGUUUCCUUAAUAAUCACUUAAGUGAAUGGUGGCGUUUUGUUGCUGUUGUCAGUGAUUUGAAAUGAUCUGAGGGUUUCAGGCUGAUCAGGUAAUUCAACAAAGGGAAGGUGCACUAAUUGAAUUGCCUGGAUCGGCUUUCAAAAUCUAAUUUUCUCUCUCCAACCAAGGUUUUCAUAAUGGCUGAUGAGUAAGUAUUGUUAUCUGGGACAAUAGGUCCGCUUGACUUAAUUAAUUAUGCGUAUAGUUCCCUUCGAAUAAAUUUUGUUAUUAAUACCGCUUUAAUGAUUAUGUAUAUCUCAAUCUCAGUGUGUUAUCUGUUUUAAAAAUACAUAAUAUAUUUAUAUAUUUAGCCUUAGCCUUAUUAUAACGAAGUGGACCUAUUGUCUUGAGAUGAAAAGCCAUUUGCGUCUUACAGCUGCAGCAUGUUGUAGGCCCCAAGUUAUAAUGUGUAUAAUGUAUGCUAUGUAUGUUAUAAUAACUGCUUCUGAGGGUAUGAUACGUCCGUUCUACCUGAUUGUGGAUCUUUUGCAACUGACACAUAACAACUCUGUUAAGCUGCCAGUUAGCCAUACACUGAGCUAAAACUGAGGGGAUGCUACAAUGCUAUACGCGGUGGAAUGGAUUUUUCCUAUAGUGUCCUUGCCCUAAUCUAUGGGUAAAAGGAUGACGGGGCUUGGGGACAAGGCUGCAACUGUCUGUCUGUCUGUCUGUCUGUCGGUCGGUCUCCUAUUACAAUGUAAUGAACCUCCAGCAGGUUACAAAUGAUGUUUUCUUUUUACUAAUGCUAUUUUUUUAUUCUGUGUCUCCCUUGUCUUUUUGUGCCCAUAAACCUGGUCAAAUUUAAGCGAGGUAAGUCUUUUAAUAUUGAUAAAUUAACCAUCAUCACCAUCAUCAUUGUCAUGACCAUAGUCAUCAUCAUCGUAUUAGAUUUAGGACAGGAAAAGUCUUCAUUCUAUUAUGACUUGUAUGUUAUGCCAAGCAUUUCUUUCACGUCUAGUUGAAUUCUUACUUGCAAUUUUGAACAAAGACCAAUCAAUCAAGAGACAAGUUUUUCAGGCUACCCCUCAUAGAAGUGUGUAUACUUUGACUAUUUUGAACGAUGUCCUAACAUGUCCCCUCUGUCCCUGUAGGAGCAAUACAAACCCAGGCCAAUGAAUCCCAAGUUAAUUGACAAGGUGAGCUAGAGACAGAACCAGAGACAGCCCUAGUUCAACAGUGGUAAUCCCUAUAUAGAGAGGGAACACGUUGUCCCAAGGUUGCCACUUCAAUCUUAUCAGUUAUUGUCAGCUAUCAAGGGCCCACAUAGCUGAAUGUUUUCGAGUGACCACAUCCUGACUAAACUGUAACUGGCUCCCUGUAUGGAUGAGUGCUAUAAAGAGAGUUUAAAGUAUGCUCAAUGGAGAAUCUCCAUUGAAAGAGCUUUUCAUUCAAGGACUAGUUGUGUGCAGGAAACUGGCCCAUUGUUAGGUCAAUGCUUUAGGUGCAAAGUAGAUUUGUUGUGAGUGGCAGUUGUGUGACCACCUAAACCCUUUUGGGACAACACAAAAAUGUCCCAAUAAAAUAAUAGGUCACCGAUCUUGACAAAAUCUAUUUUCACUUUCAAGUAGACAGCAUUGGGCACACAUUUGCAAUAACAUUGUGUCCUUUUCCCUACAGCCGAAGUCGAAGAUUACGGCUUCGCGUAAGCUCUCCCUGAAGGUAAAUUACCAUGCAUUAUGUUAACAAUUAACAUAGAUUAUAACUAAGUCAUUCUUUAUUAUGGAUACAGCUGUAGUGACACCAUCUUCCCAGCUACUGCAUAGUAGUAUCACACUGGUUCCUCCACCUCUGGCCCACCCCUGCAAUGACGGAUCUUUCUCUCAUCCAAUCAGAUCAUGCUGCUCACCAGGGCGAUGGAGCAGCUGGAACAGGAGACGCAGGACAGGGAUGAGGAGAAAUUGCGCUACGUGGGAGAGAGACUGCCCCCCCUGCAGCUCUCUGGACUGUCAUUGGCUGAGCUACAGGUGAGAGAUAAGAGAGUCAGCCAAUCGAGGGAGCAAUACGACUGGGCCAAACUAGUGGGCCAACCACAAAGCUAAACAAUUGGACUGUAACUGAACAACACUCAAGUAAAUAUUCCAGCAUGGUUAUUCUGUCACAUAUAUCUCAAUGAGAUUGAUUCUUCACUCUUAGACAAAAGGGUUCCAAAAGGGUUCUUUGGCUGUCCGCAUAGGAGAAGCCUUUGUGGUUCCAGGUAGAACCCUUUUUGGUUCCAGGUAGAAACCUUUUGGGUUCCAUGUAGGACCCAUUUGGGUUCCAUGUAAGACCCUAUGUGGAAAGGGUUUUACAUGGAAUCCAAAAGGGUUCUACCUGGAACCAAAAAGGGUUCUACCUGGAACCACAAAGGCUUCUCCUAUGGGGACAGCCGAAUAACCCUUUUAGGUUCUAGAUAUCACCUUUUUCAUGUAUGAUAUUUAAUCGUAGUGUGUUUCUCUAUUUUCUUCAGGACCUAUGCAAGCAGCUCCAUGGAAAGAUAGAUGUGGUAGAUGAGGAGAGAUACGACUGUGAGGCCAAAGUGACCAAGCACAACAAAGAUGUAAGUCUUCGGCCCUUUGGGUGAGAUGUUAUCCUAAGGUCCUGCCUCUUGUGGUGGUAACAAAUGGGUGUUAGUCUCAGUGUUGCAGCUGGGUCAGGGACAAUUCAUGGGUCAGUACCAGUUCCUGGGGUUGGCCCUGGCCGGGAUUCGAACCCGGGUGUUGGCUUAAGGUUGCUACAAUAUUUAAUAGUAGAUUUCGAUUAAAUCUACAGAUCCAUGAGUUGAAGCUGAAGGUGCAGGACUUAGGAGGGAAGUUUAAGAAGCCCGCCCUGAGGAAGGUGCGCGUCUCUGCAGACGAGAUGAUGAGAGCUCUGCUGGGCACCAAACACAAAGGCUCUAUGGACCUCAGGUCCAACCUCAAGUCUGUCAAGAAGGAAGACACCAACAAGGACAAAGACAAGGUAACUGGGACUUGGGCCAUGUUUAAAUACUUUACCUUGAAGUAAUCACUGAUCGAACACAGUGCAAAUAUGCACAAUCACAUGUUGCGUCUCUCAGUUUGAAACCUCUCUGGCACUAGUAAGCACUGGCUUGCGCAGAGAUGGCAUAGUACUGGAAACCAUGCUACUGUGGACCUCCGAGAAUUUGCAUCUAAUGGUUAAACAAAGACUAACUCCGACCAUAACGUUAGCUUAUUAUAGUAGCUAGCUAGCUAAUCAAACAUGAGUUAGCAUAGCGCUACUCAUUGUUUGAUUUCCCUCUACACAUUGUAUGGGGAUAGGUUGUAAUGUGGCCACAUGAGACAACUCUCCACGAACACAAGGAAGCCUGGGCACUAAAGCUAGUUAAACGCUGAUGUCUGACAGCACAGUGUUUGUUCCCCUUCCCUCUUAGGUGCUCACGGCUGAGGUGACCGACUGGCGUAAGAACGUGGAGGCCAUGUCUGGCAUGGAGGGCCGCAAGAAGAUGUUCGACGCAUCUGGCGGCCAGUGA